Messenger RNA from Botrytis sinoallii, 3684 nucleotides. RefSeq lists its product as uncharacterized. Gene Ontology annotation, cellular component: chromosome. Gene Ontology annotation, biological process: mitotic sister chromatid cohesion. Gene Ontology annotation, molecular function: protein binding; double-stranded DNA binding; ATP binding. The coding region runs from base 1 to 3684 and encodes 1227 amino acids. The transcript has 4 exons. Lineage: Eukaryota; Fungi; Ascomycota; Leotiomycetes; Helotiales; Sclerotiniaceae. The record is from RefSeq and is a predicted model, not a curated record.
AUGGUUUAUAUCAAGCAGAUAAAUAUCCAGGGCUUCAAAAGUUAUAAGGAUCAAACACUCAUCGACGAAUUUUCUCCAGCGACAAAUGUAAUUGUUGGCAGAAAUGGAUCGGGAAAGAGUAACUUUUUCGCAGCUAUUCGAUUCGUUCUCAGCGAUGCGUAUACUCAGAUGGGUCGUGAAGAGCGACAGGCUUUGCUUCACGAAGGUUCAGGAUCUGCGGUUAUGUCCGCAUAUGUUGAAAUCAUUUUUGACAAUUCCGACGGACGUUUUCCUACUGGCAAGAACGAGCUCUACCUUCGUCGAACAAUUGGAUUGAAGAAGGAUGAAUAUUCUCUGGACAAGAAAAAUGCUACGAAAACCGAUGUUCUCAAUCUUCUGGAAACCGCAGGUUUUUCUAGGUCGAAUCCAUAUUACAUUGUGCCUCAAGGACGUGUUACAGCUCUUACCAACAUGAAAGAUGGUGAGAGAUUAAACUUGUUGAAGGAAGUGGCUGGAACGCAAGUCUAUGAGCAACGCCGUACUGAGUCCCUGAAGAUUAUGACAGAUACUAAUAACAAACGUGCCAAGAUUGAUGAAUUGUUGGAAUACAUUAAGGAACGUCUGGCAGAACUAGAGGAGGAGAAGGAGGAAUUGAGAGGUUAUCAGGAGAAAGAUAAGGAUCGUCGAUGUCUACAAUAUGCCUUCUUUCACCAGGAACAAGUCGCAAUUGCCGAAAAACUGGAGGAAAUCGAUGAGUUUAGACAAGGUGGCGGUGAUGGUGACGAGAACAGGGACGCAUUCAUGGAAGGAGAAAAGGCCAUCGCCCAACUAGACACACAAAUCAAACAGUUGACUCGACAAAUGGAGCUCCUCAGAGUAGACAGACGUCAAUUGGAGGAGGACAGACGAGAUACUGCAAAAGCUCGGGCCAAGAUCGAAUUAGACGUCAAAACAUUGACAGCCAACCAAUCGUCUACAGAACAAUCGCGUGUGAGGCAUCAGCAAGAAUUAAAUUCCGUGAAAGAAGAAAUAGCUUCGAAAGAGGCCGAACUUGCACAAUUACUCCCGGAUUUUACGAGACGAAAAGCUAGCGAAGCCGAAGUUAAGCGAAAUCUUGACGAAGCGGAGGCUGGCAGAAAUAGACUCUACGCAAAACAAGCUCGUAGCAACCAAUUUAGGACAAAGGCUGAACGUGACCAAUUUUUAAGGAAGGAAAUCGAAGAGCUCAACUCCACAAUUGGAUCACAGAAGGCAAAUCGAAUCGAUGGCGACGAAGAGGUGAACAACGUGCAAUCUGAAAUCCGAAAUUUGGAAACCGAAAUUUCUGGCCUUCAGGAGCGAUUAGACGGAUGGAGUGGCAAUAGAAUAGCCUUAGCCGAAGAAGUCUCUACUGCCAAAGAAUCUUUGGAGAAGUUGCAGGAUGAGAGAAAAUUGCUACGAAGAGAGGACGAAAAACUUCACUCGGUCAUAGAGGAUGCUCGCAAAGAAGUACUUCAAGCCGAGUCGGAAUUAGCAAAGACCAUGGAUAGCGCCACAUCUCGGGGUUUAGCCACUGUCAGACGUCUCAAGAAGCAGCACAACAUUCAAGGAGCAUACGGCACUCUAGCAGAACUCCUUGAAGUCGAAGAUAUUUAUCGAGUAGCUGUGGAACAGACCGCCGGUAGCAGUCUUUUCAAUUACGUCGUUGAUAACGAAGAAACCGCAACCCAACUUAUUAAUGCUUUAAAUGCGGAUAAGGGCGGAAGACUUACAUUUGUUCCUUUGAGCCAACUCAGAUUCAAACCAGGUAACUUGCCAAAUGCAUCUGAUGCCAUACCUAUGUUGAGCAAGAUUCGGUACGACAAAAAGUAUGAACCAGCCUUUGAGCAAGUAUUCGGUAAGACCAUCGUUUGUCCUAACCUCACAAUUGCUGCUCAGUAUGCAAGAAGUCACGGAUGUAAUGCCAUUACACCAGAUGGUGAUACUACAAAUAGGAAAGGUGCCUUGACUGGUGGAUAUCUUAAUCCGAAGGAAUCAAGACUUCAAGCUGUUCGUGCACUGACCAAAUGGCGAGAUGAGUACGAAACUUUGAAGGUACGACAAGAUGAGAUCAGAAAGGAAAUUGAGCAAAAAGAUCAAGAAAUCACCGCCGCUUAUACUGAAGAACAAAAGGCUAGUCAAAAGGAGCACAAACUUGUUGACGGCCUGGAUCCAUUGAAGUCAGGGCUGAGAUCCAAACAAGCGCACCUUGAAAGACAGAAGGCGCAGCUUGAACAACUUCUUCGCAAUCAAGCAGAUGUUCUCAAAUUGUUGAAAGAUCAUGCCGCUAAAAUUGCUGAUUACGAAGUAGAAAUUGCGUCCGAUUUUAAGAAGGCAUUGACGGCCAAUGAAGAACGACAGCUUGAGCAACUCAAUGCUUCCGUCCAGGAUCUACAAAAGCAAUGGAAUGAACACAGCAGAAGUCGAAGAGAUCUCGAGAGCCGUAAACAGAUGAUUGAGGUUGAUCUCCGUGAGAAUCUUAGACUCAGACUUGAUCAAUUAAAUAGUCAAGAAUUCGAUCUUGCUACCGGUAGUGGUUCUGGUAAUCUGAAAGAAUCCCAAAGAGAAUUGAAGCGUAUCACCAAGGCUUCAAGUGCUGUAGAGUCAAAGCUCAAGGAAAAUGAAAAGCAAUUGGAGGAAGCCGAAUCAAACAUCAACAAUUUGGAACAGGAGAGGAGUCGCCAAGAAGACGAACAGAAUAAGAUUGCUGCAUUAAUUGAGAAGCAUCAAAAGAGGAUGGAGAAGAGUAUUGCUCGAAAGGCCAUUCUUACCACUAGUGCUGCAGAUUGCGCCAAGAACAUUCGCGACUUGGGUGUCUUGCCUGAUGAAGCAUUCGAGAAGUAUAAGGACUAUGAUCCAAAAUCCAUUCAAUCACGACUCAAAAAGGUUCAAGAAGCUCUCAAGAAAUAUAAACACGUUAACAAGAAGGCAUUCGAACAAUACAAUCAAUUCACAACGCAGCGUGAUAGUUUGACUAAGCGUAGGAAGGAACUUGAUGAUUCCCAAUCAUCAAUUCAAGAACUCGUUGAAGUCCUUGAUCAACGUAAGGAUGAAGCCAUUGAGCGAACAUUCAAGCAAGUAUCUAAGGAGUUUGCCCAAAUUUUCGAGCGUCUUGUCCCAGCUGGUCGCGGUCGUCUUGUUAUUCAACGUAAAACGGACCGUCGUGCUAGAGAGGAAGAAGAUUCGGAUGAAGAAGCACGGGAUAGUGUUGAGAAUUAUGUUGGUGUUGGAAUCAGUGUCAGCUUCAAUAGUAAACACGACGAUCAACAACGUAUUCAACAAUUAUCCGGUGGACAAAAGAGUCUAUGCGCCCUCGCUCUUGUCUUUGCGAUUCAACAAUGUGACCCAGCUCCUUUCUAUCUCUUUGAUGAAAUUGACGCAAAUCUUGAUGCUCAGUACCGUACCGCUGUAGCUCAAAUGCUCAAGGAAAUCUCAGCUAAACAAUCACAAGCUUCUCAGUCGCAAGAUAACUCAGAUGAAGAAUCUGAUAACGAUGAAGAUGGUGAAGGUGGUUCUAAGAAACAAAAAGUUAUGGGUGGACAAUUCAUUUGCACUACAUUCAGACCAGAGAUGGUGCUAGUGGCAAAUAAAUGUUAUGGUGUUACUUUCCAUAACAAGACUAGUGGAAUUGGUGUUGUUGGAAAAGAAGAUGCGUUGAGCUUCGUCGAUGGGGAGGCUCCAAAAUAG